AAGAGGAAGAAAGACGUCAGAGAGAUUGUUUUAUUACUUCUAAAACUGAGGUCAGACAGGAGGACUCGUUUCACUUUGGUGUGCAUCUCCCAGAGUUUGGACUUUUGACUCAAAUAUCAGGCUGGCAGACUCCUUCACAGCUGAGCAGCAAUGCAGCAAAUCUGGCUCUCUCUUCUGUCCGCCCUGAGCCUCCGUCUGGUUCUGCCUGGCGGGGCCGAGGAAGGCCUGGAGUUUCCCAACUUUGACGGCAAGGACAGGGUGCUGGACAUCAGCGAGCGCAACUACAAGAAGGCUCUGAAGCGGUACGACCUGCUGUGUCUGUUCUACCACGAACCCAUGCCGGCCAACAAAGGCCUGCAGAAGCGGUUCCAGAUGACGGAGCUGGUGCUGGAGCUUACAGCUCAAGUCCUGGAGAACAAAGACAUCGCGUUUGGAAUGGUGGACUCCCAGAAGGACGCCAAAGUCGCGAAAAAGCUCGGUUUGGAGGAGGUGGGCAGCUUGUACGUCUUCAAGGACGACCGUGUCAUUGAGUUUGACGGGGAGCUCUCAGCAGACACUUUGGUGGAGUUUCUGUUGGAUGUGCUGGAGGACCCAGUAGAGAUCAUCAACAGUGCGAUGGAGCUGCGAGCGUUCGAGAGAAUGGAGGAAGACAUCCGCCUCAUUGGUUACUUCAAAGGAGAGGAUUCCUACUAUAAAGCUUUUCAGGAGGCGUCUGAGCGGUUUCAACCUUACAUCAAAUUCUUUGCGACGUUUGAUAAAUCUGUAGCCAAACAUCUCUCCUUGAAGAUGAAUGCGGUUAACUUUUACGAGCCGUUCAUGGAGGAGCCAGCUGUCCUGCCCGGCAGGCCUCUGUCAGAGAUGGACAUCGUUGAAUUUGUCACCCAACACAGAAGGGCGACUCUGAGGAAGCUCCGGGCGGAGAACAUGUUUGAAACCUGGGAGGAUGACAUGGACGGAAUCCAUAUUGUUGCUUUUGCAGAGGAAGAGGAUCCAGAUGGCUACGAGUUCCUGGAGAUCCUGAAAGAUGUGGCCCGGGACAACACCAACAACCCCGAGCUUAGCAUUGUUUGGAUCGACCCUGAUGACUUCCCCCUGUUGACCACUUACUGGGAAAAGACCUUCAAGUUGGAUCUGUUCAGACCCCAAAUUGGUGUCGUCAACGUCACUGAUGCCGACAGCGUUUGGCUGGACAUGUCCGACGACGAGGACCUGCCCACGGCGGAGGAGCUGGAGGACUGGAUCGAGGACGUUCUCUCCGGGCGAGUAAACACAGAGGACGACGACGAGUUUGCAGACGACCACGACAACGACCACUUGGUUCCAGAAGAUGAAGAGGAGGGGGAUCAAGACCCGGACGAGGAAGACGACGAAUGAAGGCGGAAACCGGAUCCCUUUCCAAAUCUUUUUGUGUUGAAAAUGUAGCAUCUUUUAAGAAAGUAGUUGAUACAGUUGGUAGUUUUUUAAGGAAAUUAAGAUUUUUUUUUUUUUAAAGAGAGGAUUUUGGGAAAUCACAGAGUUCCCCGUUUAUCCCGGGAUUUAUUAGUGAAAUCCAUAGAUUAGGAUUAUAGAUGUCUUUAGGCUGUAAAAACAUUCACUACACACUUCCUACACUUUUCAGACAGACAUGGACAUGAAAGUUUAAACCUUAAUAAGUUCAGUUUUACAGAAGAAAAAAAAACAGUCAUUUAGGACGCAGAAUACAAUGAAAGUGUUAAAGGUGUUAUUUACGAUGAAACUGAAAGAUUUACUGAAGCCUUCUGAUGCCCCCAAGAGGCUGAAAUGUUGAAUUCACUUUGGAAAAUCAUUAUUCUAACUUGUCAUAAAGGAUAAAUAAACCUGUAUACAUUAAAA
Messenger RNA from Oryzias latipes (Japanese medaka), 1851 nucleotides. Its product is annotated as calsequestrin-2. Gene Ontology annotation, biological process: regulation of cardiac muscle contraction by regulation of the release of sequestered calcium ion. Gene Ontology annotation, molecular function: calcium ion binding. Gene Ontology annotation, cellular component: sarcoplasmic reticulum lumen; Z disc. The record is from RefSeq and is a predicted model, not a curated record. Lineage: Eukaryota; Metazoa; Chordata; Actinopteri; Beloniformes; Adrianichthyidae.